This is a messenger RNA of Heterostelium album PN500, 1353 nucleotides long. Its product is annotated as CAP domain-containing protein. The transcript has 6 exons. The record is from RefSeq and is a predicted model, not a curated record. Lineage: Eukaryota; Evosea; Eumycetozoa; Acytosteliales; Acytosteliaceae. The coding region runs from base 1 to 1353 and encodes 450 amino acids.
AUGGUUGGUUAUUAUAAUCAAUGGUCCAAUACAGAUAAAAAAUUUGGUAGAUUCUGUUUUAAAAACAAUCUAAUUUUACAACCACAACAACCACAACAACAGUUUGAUUCCUUACAAUAUGGAGAAGCGAAUGCCGAUGGAAAUCCAGUAUGGGAAGAACGUGAGUUUCAUGCUUGGUUAAAUGCUAUGAGAAUGGCACCAAAACAAUUUGUUUCAACAUAUUAUCCAUCAUUUAGAAUGGCCAAGGCUCACAGUGUUGAUAUGGCAACAAAGAAUUGUUUCGCCCACAACGAUUGCAAUGGUACAACGAUCGAUACUAGAUUCGAAAAUUGGAUGGGAAAUUGUGAUACAGGAAUGGGUGAGAACAUCGCUGCCGGUAUUACACCAGGUUACUAUGCCAACAUGUACUUGGCAUGUGAAGGUACUACCGCUCCAUGUACUCCAGAUGGUACAAACGAUGGUCAUCGUAGUAAUAUUAUGUUGAGUUCUUAUGUAAGUGUUGGAUGUGGAUUUGCUUACAAUUCAAAUUCAAAAUACUCGAACUAUUGGACACAAGACUUUUCAAGAGCAAGUUCAUGUGAUGUUCAAUACGGUCCAAUCUAUGGUGGAUCUCACUCUUUCUGGACAGGAAAUGGAUUGAUUUAUAUUGCCAACUGGUAUUCAGCCAGUGCAACUAUUACCUCUGCCACUCUUUAUGUCAUGCCAGCCAAUGCAAACUCAGCCACUUCCUACCCAUUGACUUUGAAUUUGGGAUCUGCCUCACAGGGAUCGUAUGCCUACACCGAUGCCAAUGGAAUUACCGCUAAUGAAUGCAAUGCCUACGUCUUUGUAUUCGUUGCCGGUGGAGUUACCUACAGAUAUCCAAGUACCGGUUCACUCUUCACCGUUAAAUCAUCGUCGUCCCAAUGCUCAGCUUGGAGCACCAAAGAGAUUGUUCCAGCUUCUUCAUCAUCGACCACAUCUAACCCAACAACCUCUUCGAAUCCAACAACUUCUUCCAACCCAACAACUUCAUCGACCACAUCAAAGCCAACAACUACAUCAAGUACCACUACAACCAAACCAACAACAACAACAACCAAACCAACAACUGGAACUACUUCUGGUGCCACUACCACAAGACCAACAACAACAACUGGAACUACUUCUGGUACCACCUCUAAGCCAACAACAACCACCGAUGGAACUACUACUACAACCACCGAUCAAUCAACAACAACUGGAACUACCACUACUGAGCAAGCAUCAACUACAGAUCUAUCUGAAGGAUCACACUCUCUCAAUGAUAGCAAUGUUUUAGCUGUACCACUAUUCUAUUUAUUCACAUUGAUUGCAUUAUCUUUGUUAUUUUAA